AUGCCCAUCCUUCUGCCUCUCGGCAUCCUGGCGGCACUUACCUACUUGCCACGAUGGAGCAUGAUGGGUGACCCAAUCCAUAUUGACUUGCUAGAUCUCUUCCCCAAUCAUGGAAGGCAUGGUUAUAAUCCCUUUUUCUCCUCCGCAGUGCUCGCUACAUGGCCGUGGCUUGCAACGGGUGACGUUGUUGACACCCCUCUAGUGAUCGCCAAAAAAGCUCAGUUGUGGGUAAACUAG
This is a messenger RNA of Aspergillus nidulans FGSC A4, 237 nucleotides long. RefSeq lists its product as uncharacterized. Bases 1 to 237 code for a protein of 78 amino acids. Lineage: Eukaryota; Fungi; Ascomycota; Eurotiomycetes; Eurotiales; Aspergillaceae. The record is from RefSeq and is a predicted model, not a curated record. The transcript has 4 exons.